Molecule: messenger RNA, 469 nt
Organism: Saimiri boliviensis boliviensis (Bolivian squirrel monkey)
Lineage: Eukaryota; Metazoa; Chordata; Mammalia; Primates; Cebidae
Source: RefSeq, a predicted model, not a curated record
CCUCCUGCUAGGGGACUAUGCUCGCCGCUGCGCCCGACCGGGCCCGGGUCCCCAGGCAGUCCCGGGAGGAGGCGCAGGGAGUCGACCCAAGAGAGCGAGCGACCGAGCGAGCAAGCCAAGGAGCGGGCGCCCGACGUCCCCGGCGAGUUCGGCGCGGCUCCGAGCGCUCCCAGCCCUCCUCCCCGCGCGCCGCGGCCGCCGCGCUCUUAAAGGGCCAGUGCGCUCCCAGAGCGCAGACCCGGGGCGAGGGUGGGGGGCCGGGGACGGUGUCCCACCCCGAGGCUUCUCAAGAGCAGGUGCGGGCGGCGGAGGCCCAGCAGGGGGCCACUGGAAGACAUGAGAAGGUUCCGGGAAGCACUCAGUGUCACAGCAGAAGGCCUCAGUGUCUGCCUAUGCCGGCAACUCUUGGUGGGCUCCUGGAUGGGGGCUGAUCACAGAAAGAGCAAGGCAUGAUUAGAAGCUGGGGACU